AUGGAGGAACUUACUAAAGAAGGAUCCAAAUAUGUCGAUAGCGCAAUUACCAGGAUUGUUACUCGUAUUCUGAAGGAGAAUCAUCAAGUUAUUGGAAUAUCUAUUCCUCUUCAAACCAUAAUGGCUGAUCCCCUCAAUAACACCAGUAAGGCUGAGGUUGUUCACACGGUUGAUAGUGACCUAGAAAUCAACAAGGAUGAACAAGGGGUUACUAAGAAUACCAAUGUCACCAAGGAUGUCAAUGACAUUGACAAUAAUGAGCACCCUAAGGCCAAUACUGAAACUAAUACUAAUGUGGUAGACUUAGAUGAGUACUCUGACGACGAAUUACUUACCUCCUUGAAUCCGAGUGUAGCCAACAGGCUAAUGACAAGAAGAAAAGGCAAAGUUGUUGUUCAAGGAUCACCAAAAGGGAGCACUCAAGUGAACAACCCUGCCAAAGACACUGUCAGGAAGAAGAGUACUUCUGCAGGUCCUGUCAAGAGCAAAGCUGUUACCAAGAGUAAAGGGGUUGGUCCUUCAAAAUCUUGGAGCAGGGUCAUUCCAAAGAAAAGAAAAGAGCGGGAAAUUGUUGAACCUGAAUCUGAUGUUGAAGUAAAUGUCCCUAACAUUCCAUCAAGGAAGAAGCCUACAACCAGUAAGCUUGCUGCUAGCAUCCCUGAAGUUAUCUUUGAUAAUGUGUCCUUCCACUAUGCCUCUAGUGUCAGCAGAUGGAAAUAUGUUCUCCAAAAGAGAUUGGUUGUUGAAAGGGAAUUGGCUCCAAAUGCUCUUGAAAACAAGGAGGUCUUAGAGCUGAUUCAAGAAGCUGGACUGCUAAAAACUGUGUGCAAUCUUCCCAAAUGUUAUGAGAAGCUGGUCAAAGAAUUUGUGGUAAACCUAUCUAAAGAUUGUGGCAAUAGCAGAAGUGCAGACUAUAGAAAGGUGUUUGUAAGAGGGAAGUGUGUAUCGUUCUCUCCUUCUGUGAUUAAUAAAUUCUUGGGAAGAACAGAUGAAGCUCAAACCGAGCUGGAAGUAACAGACAACCAAGUCUGUCAAGUGAUCAUAGCCAAGCAGGUAAAAAGCUGGUCCAUGAAAGAGAAGCUAACUGCAAGAACAAAGGAAAAGUUUGAUUAUGGAGCAUAUAUUUUUGACCAAACCAUGAAGCAUGCUGGAAGCUUCAGUAUUAAGGGUCCAAUCGCCUUUCCAUCCCUCUUGAGUGGUAUAAUUCUGGAUCAAUAUUCAAACAUUCUCAAUGAACAUGAUGUAGUGUGCAAAAGAGAAAGUCCCUUGGCUUUCCAUUACAAACUGUUUCAAGGAAAGCAUGUUCCAGACAUUGUCAUGACAUCAGCUGAAACUUCCAAAUCUGGAGCAUCAGUCAGUAAAGCAGAAGUCAUAGCAAUACUAAAAGAGAAUUGCAAAGAACUGGAAUCUAGAAAAAUGUCUCUUGAACAAAUGAUACGUACUCUGGAAAUGGAUGAGAAUGAGGAGUUUGCAGAUACUGAAAAGAUGGAAGAUAAAGAUGAUCAAGAAUUGGAAGAAGAAAGUGCUAGUCCUGCUCAUGACUCUGAGAAAGAAAGUUCUUCAGACACCUCAGCUAGAUCUGACACUAAGCAGUAA
This is a messenger RNA of Vicia villosa (hairy vetch), 1596 nucleotides long. RefSeq lists its product as uncharacterized. Lineage: Eukaryota; Viridiplantae; Streptophyta; Magnoliopsida; Fabales; Fabaceae. The record is from RefSeq and is a predicted model, not a curated record. The transcript is spliced from 2 exons. Bases 1 to 1596 code for a protein of 531 amino acids.